This is a messenger RNA of Patella vulgata (common limpet), 2566 nucleotides long. RefSeq lists its product as uncharacterized. The coding region runs from base 227 to 1981 and encodes 584 amino acids. Gene Ontology annotation, molecular function: protein binding. The transcript has 4 exons. The record is from RefSeq and is a predicted model, not a curated record. NCBI's taxonomy places the organism in Eukaryota, Metazoa, Mollusca, Gastropoda, Patellidae.
UUUUACGUUUGACAAUAGUCGGCCCUAUACAUGUAUUGUGCGAGUAAUUUCAAUAGUUAACACUUUAUAAUAAGUAUAUGACCCAUUAAGUAGAUUACAGAAGCGUUGUAACCAGUUUAAAUUAAAAGCCAUACAGGACCGACCAAAGUAAUAUAUCUGCGAGGUCAUUUGAAUAGCCUACCACCAUUGAUUCUUCUGGAAGCAAAAUUGAGAAUCUAUCUUCAUUAUGGAUUUUUCUAAAUUCCGGGAGUCUGGUGAACUCUCUGAUAUCACGGUGGUCGUAGAUGGUGCUGAAUUCAAACUUCACAAAUUUCCGCUUUAUGCAAAAUCGGACUAUUUUCGUAAUCUAACAAAAGACAAAAAUUCCAAAGAGAACAUUGUACGAUUAAAUGACUUCCCUGGUGGGUCCGAGAUGUUUGGAAUGAUAGCUGAUUUCUGCUACAAUAUGGCUUUACCUAUGACCAAAAACAGUGUUGUCCAAAUAAGGUGUGCAGCUUCCCGUCUGGAAAUGGAAGGACCUGGCAAUUUAGGGGAUUUAGCCGAUAAAUAUCUUCACGACACAAUCACCUCAGCCAAAUUAAGCAGAUCAAUUCAGUCCAUUGUGACAUUGUUGCUGAAUUGUGGUAAGAUUGGAACAGUUGCGGAGAAAACCGGAAUUGUGUCUAUGUGUGUUGACGCCCUCGUGGAAUGUUGGUUGAAGCCACCCACAAAAUUUAGUUCUUUUACUUCAAGGUUAGAUUCGACAGAAGACAAAACUACUUCAGGUCUGUGCUCCCUGCCCGUUGAGUGGUUUGUGAAAAUUCUAGUCAAGGGUCAAGAGGAUGGGGUAAGGAUGUCCGAGCUGGCUAGUUUGGCUGUCCAGUACGUGUCGAAGGUUCUCGAACCUGAUGUGCCGAUCAAGAAGGAAAACGCCGAAGAAGACACAGAAGAACAAAAUGAAGAUGAUACAAAACCACAACCAACAGUGUUAAAUGAAAAAAGAGAGGCCGAGGUUGCAAAAGUGCUCGAUGCUGUUUUGUUGGCUUUGCCAGAAGAGUCCUAUAACUUGCCUUACAUAACCCCAGAAUGGUUAACCAAAGUUCUGAGAAUCGCCACAACGCACGGAUGUUCUUGCAGAGAUCUCCUGGUUAAGGUUGCUGGAGAAAUGUUCAACACGCUCUCAGCUGAAGAUCUUUGUACCAUUUCGCCGUCUGUCGUGCACGAUAUUGUUGUCGAGGCAGCAAAAGAUCCAAAUCAAUCAGAACAGGCCUGCAAACUUGUCGAUACCUAUACCUCAGAAAUGGCCCGAAAGGAAGUUUUAACAUCAGAAACGUUUAAGCUACUCACUUCAGCAGUCCCACAAGAUGGAAGAAAGGAUAACAACCAGCUUUAUAAUGUCUUAGAAUAUAUUUUUAAAACAGAAAAAGACACCCUAACCGAUGAUCAAAUUAGAGAACUGAUUCAGUUGGUCAAUUUCUCCGAACUUAAUGAAGUUACCCUACAGAAAGCCUUUGAUUCUGAUGUCAUUCCUGAUAGAGAGGUGGCCAAGGGGGCGUUGGCACUGUGUCAUCGUCUGAAACGUGAUAUGGAUAGUAUGAAAUACAGUGGAACACUGUCGGAUACAUCGUCACCUGGUGGAGCUGUUAGUCUUUCUAGACUGAGUAAGGAACCUAGUAAAGUUUUAAGUGAGAGUUUUAAGACGGGUGCCGAAGGUGAAGAUCCAGUAAAGGCCGCUGCGGAUGUCCUAAUGGCUGCCAGAUCAAAACUAGCCGGUCCGCUAUAUUCCAGUUAUUCUAGACAGUACCAUUCUCACCCUUCGGGCGCUAGCCAUGUUCCAGCUGUUAACCCCUAUCAAUCCACAUUAGAUGCCGACACGAGUUUUGAUGACGAUUACGAUUACCGUUACGAUCGCGCUUAUCGCAAUUUAGAUGCUCGAUCCCGGCCUCGCUCAUAUGUAUAUUCUGAUCAUAAGAGUUACUUUCCAUAUAGUUCGAGAUACUGAUUGUUUACUGUAAUAUAUUGACGCAAUAAUUUAUUUAUUAUCAAAAUGUGUAAUAUAACUUAAUACAUGUUUGUAUAUUAUUUAUUAGAGAAUAUAGUCAGUAAUCAGUAUUUAAUUUGGAUGUGCCAUAGGGCUGUAAACACGGAUUUACAGACGGUAUAAACGGGAUAUGGUUAAAAGCCAAUUAGCUGAAAUCUUCCUAAAGGCUAAAACCCUUUGUUUGGGUCUCUUUUUUAAUCCGAUUGAAUCCGAGCCAAGAGAUAAUCUACUGUUAAUAUUUUGAUUUUGUUUUCUUAAUUAAAUGUUAAAUAAUCAGUUUUGAGUGCAUUGUGGCGUCGAUUAAUAAGCCGUGGCGUGGAAAAUUUGAUAUUUUCCGAAAAAUGCAAUGACUUGAAACGGUUUAUUUUUUAUUGGGUAGGCGUAGUUAUGCUGCAAUUUUAGUAAGGUUAAGCCUUUUAAAACUAUCAUUUCCAUGAAGAUGUGUGUAAAGUAACGGGCAAGAAUGACGAAAUUGUUAAAUUUUAUAAAGAUGACUGUGAUAUUUAAAUAUAUUUUUGUUUAGAGAUUAUAUAUAAGUAAAUGGCA